AUGGUCAUGCCUUUGCAAAUGCUGGCCCUGCAUGUUCAAGGUGAUUGUGAAGGGACGUCUCUGACAACUCUUUGUGAUUCAGAGCAAGAAGAAGAGGAGCUUGAUUCUUCCCUUCCUGUGAGUUCAGAUGUAGUGCCAUCUUCAAACAAGCAAAGUAAGAUAAUAUGCCCGAUAUGUAACAAAUACUUCCCAAUCCAGAACAUUGAGUUCCACGCUAGUACCUGUGGAGCAAGUCGUGUAAGGAGCCCAGAUGCUGGACCUGAAAGUCCCCAUCAUCUGCCAGAACCAACACAAGAUCUAAUAGAUGACAUCUCAUGUGAAGAAGAUGUUCUGCGUUGGGUUGACUCAAAAGUUAAGAGGGGGAAGACCUUUGAAAUUUGUGUCUGGAGGGACAACAUGACGGAGAGAGGUCUAAAGCUUUGGCAGCGGCAGAAGACUGGAGGCCCAGCAAACGCAUUAAAAAUCACCUUCAUGGGAGAAGCUGGCAUCGACACCGGGGCAUUAAGAAAGGAGUUCCUGUCUGAUUCAGACUCUGUGGAGGUGAAGGUGGUGUUUGGUGUUGAGGGAAACUCCUCGUUCCUGGAGUGCGUUCCUCGGUCGCUGCAGGCUGAGCUCAGCUGGACGGUGCAGCUGUCAGAGAGCCAGCAGGAAACUGUCAGACAGGUGUGUAGUGCAGACCAACACCUCAGGUCUGACCUUUAACCCCCGUUUACCUGCUUCCACCAAGACUUUCUCCAUGACAUUAGAUCUGGUUAAAUUAACCUCCUUUGCUGCAGAUGAUGUCCUGAAACCUACAAGAUUUAUUGUGUUUAAUGUUGUUGCUGUUCUGAUCCAAAGAGGUCAAAGUUGCCUUUAAAUGAAGGAUUCUACUUUGGUUAUUUAGAAAUGAAAGAAAAGCUUUUAAUAAAUAAUCUAAAGUAAA
Molecule: messenger RNA, 922 nt
Organism: Fundulus heteroclitus (mummichog)
Lineage: Eukaryota; Metazoa; Chordata; Actinopteri; Cyprinodontiformes; Fundulidae
Exons: 6
Coding region: 1-702 (233 amino acids)
Molecular function (GO): ubiquitin-protein transferase activity
Source: RefSeq, a predicted model, not a curated record